Messenger RNA from Grammomys surdaster, 4912 nucleotides. RefSeq names its product murinoglobulin-1-like. Gene Ontology annotation, cellular component: extracellular region. Gene Ontology annotation, molecular function: endopeptidase inhibitor activity. The record is from RefSeq and is a predicted model, not a curated record. The coding region runs from base 119 to 4567 and encodes 1482 amino acids. Lineage: Eukaryota; Metazoa; Chordata; Mammalia; Rodentia; Muridae. The transcript has 35 exons.
AGCAUUCUGUUCACACAGAGGAAUCAUAAAUAGACUGCUGUGGAUUGGAGGACUCUGGACACCAUGUUAAGGAGGAGGACACCAUAAGCCCUGUCCUCCUGUCCUCUCUUACCACACCAUGUGGAAGGACAGACAGGCUCAGCUGUGCCUAUUUUCAGUUCUUCUUGCUUUCCUGCCUUCUUCUUCCUUGCCCAAUGGAGACCCGAAAUAUAUGGUGCUGGCCCCUUCCCAGCUCUACACUGAGACCACUGAGAAAAUCUGCCUCCAUCUCUACCAUCUGAAUGAGACGGUGACUGUCAGAGCUUCCUUGGUAUCUCACUCGGGAAGGAAACACCUGUUCAAUGAGUUUGUGGUUGACAAAGACUUGUUCCACUGUGUUUCCUUCAUUAUCCCUAGAUUAUCCUCUUCUGAAGAGGAAGAAUUCCUCAACAUCGACAUCAAAGGGCCAACACAUAAAUUCAGCAAAAGGAAUACUGUGCUUGUGAAGAACAAAGAAAGUGUUGUUUUCAUCCAGACAGAUAAGCCCGUGUACAAGCCAGGACAGUCAGUUAAAUUUCGGGUUGUCUCUAUGGAUAAAAAUCUACACCCCCUGAAUGAGUUGUUCCCUCUGGCUUACAUUGAGGAUCCAAAAAUGAACCAAAUUAUGCAGUGGCGGGAUAUUAAGACGGAGAAUGGGCUUAAGCAAAUGUCCUUCAGCCUGGCAUCAGAGCCCAUUCAGGGCCCCUACAAGAUAGUGUUGCAGAAACAGUCAGGAGUGAAGGAAGAACAUUCCUUCACCGUGAUGGAAUUUGUGCUUCCCAGAUUUGAUGUCGACGUGACAGUCCCAAAUGCCAUCUCUGUGCAUGAUGAGAUACUCAGUGUGACUGCAUGUGCGAAAUAUACCUAUGGGAAGCCUGUCCCUGGAGAUGUAAAGAUAACCAUAUGCUAUGAAUAUGAGUACUAUAUCUCUGAGACUGAGUCUGAAUGCAAAGAAAUCAACUCCCAGCUAGACAACAAUGGGUGCACCACACAAGAAGCGAACAUCACUGAGCUCCAGUUAAACAGAAGCUAUUACAGAGUCCAGCUCCUUCGUGUGAAUGCAACUGUUACAGAAGAAGGGACAGGAUUGGAGUUCAAUGGAUCUGGAACAACUAAAAUUGAAAGAACCACAAGCAAGCUCAUAUUUCUGAAAGCAGAUUCACACUUCAGACAUGGGAUUCCAUUCUUUGUGAAAGUCCACCUAGUGGAUAUCAAAGGAGCUCCUAUCCCAAAUAAGCAAGUCUUCAUCAAAGCUCAAGAAAUUAGCUACACAGAUGCUACCACCACUGAUCAGCAUGGCCUGGCAAAGUUCUCCAUAGACACCAGCGGCAUCUCAGGCUAUUCCCUCAAUAUCAGAGUCUACAACAUGGAACAAAAUUCAUGCUCCCAUUCCAUUUGCAUAGAAGAAACACAUGCAGAGGCACACCAUGUGGCCUAUGCUGUUUACUCCCUCAGCAGGAGCUACAUCUACCUUGAGACAGAGUCCAGCAGCAUCUUGCCCUGCAACCAGAUUCACACAGUUCAGGCACAUUUUAUUCUGAAGGGGAAGAACUUGGGAGUGCUGACAGAGCUCCUUUUCCACUACCUGGUCAUGGCCCAGGGCAGCAUCAUCCAGACUGGAAACCACACUCAUCACGUGGAGCCAGGAGAAUCUGCAGUAAAAGGCAGCUUUGCCUUGGAGAUCCCUGUGGAGUUCAGCAUGGUCCCCAUGGCUAAAAUGCUCAUCUACACCAUCCUGCCUGAUGGAGAAGUGAUUGCAGAUUCUGCAGCAUUUGAAGUUGAAAAGUGUCUUCGCAACAAAGUGGACCUGAGCUUCAGCUCAUCUCAAAGUCUUCCUGGCUCACAAACCCGUCUGAGGGUCACAGCUUCUCCUCAGUCCCUCUGUGGCCUGAGAGCUGUGGACCAAAGCGUGCUGCUCCUGAAACCCGAGGCUGAGCUCUCCCCUUCCUGGGUUUACCAUCUGCCAGGUAUGCAGCACAAGAAAUUCAUCCCAAGUUCCGACCCGUCUGAAGACGAAGAAGACUGUGUGACUGGCAGCCAAUAUUAUGAGCACACAUACUCAGUACCAUAUGGGCAAGAGAAAGAUGUCUACAGAUAUGUGACAGAUGUGGGUUUAACGGCAUUCACUAACUUGAAGAUCAAACAUCCUACAUUUUGUUAUGACUAUGACAUGCUUCCAAUGGCAGUACCUGUUUUGGAAUCUGAUGUUGUACGACUUCGAAGUGAAGUAUCUACAAAUUUCCACCCAGUAUCAAAUAGAAAUCCACCACCUGAAGAUCCACUUACUGAAACCAUUCGGAAAUAUUUUCCAGAAACCUGGGUCUGGGAUAUAGUCACAGUAAACUCCUCUGGAAUGGCUGAAGUGGAAAUGACAGUCCCUGACACCAUCACUGAAUGGAAGGCCGGAGCCUUCUGCCUGUCCAGUGAUACUGGCCUUGGCCUCUCCUCGGUGGCACCUCUCCAAGCCUUCCAGCCCUUCUUUGUGGAGCUCACAAUGCCCUACUCUGUGAUCCGUGGAGAAACCUUCAUGCUCAAAGCCACUGUGAUGAACUACCUCCCUACAAGCAUGCGGAUGGCUGUGCAGCUAGAAGCCUCUCCUGAUUUCACAGCUGUCCCAGUAGGAAAAGACCAAGAUUCUUACUGCCUUGAUGCCAAUGGGAGGCACAUCUCAUCCUGGUUGGUAACUCCCAAAACUUUAGGGAAUGUGAAUUUCUCGGUGUCUGCAGAAGCACAACAGUCCCCAGAGCUCUGUGGUUCUGAGGCGGCCACAGUUCCUGAAACUGGGAGAAAGGACACAGUAGUCAAAGGCCUGAUAGUUGAGCCUGAAGGAAUCAAGAAAGAGCAUGCCUUCAGCUCACUGCUCUGCGCAUCAGAUGCUGAGGUGUCAGAAAAAUUGUCCCUGGUGCUCCCACCAACAGUAGUGAAAGAUUCAGCCAGAGCCCACUUCUCUGUGAUGGGUGAUAUCUUGAGUUCAGCCAUAAAAAACACACAAAAUCUUCUCCAGAUGCCCUAUGGCUGUGGGGAGCAGAACAUGGUCCUUUUUGUUCCCAACAUCUAUGUACUGAAAUAUCUGAAUGAAACCAACCAGCUGACUCUGAAGAUCAAGUCCAAGGCCCUUGGCUUCCUCAGAGCUGGUUAUCAGAGGGAACUGAACUACAAACACAAGGAUGGCUCCUACAGCGCCUUCGGGGAUCAAUACGGCCAGAGUCAAGGAAACACUUGGCUCACAGCCUUUGUGCUCAAGUCUUUUGCCCAAGCUCGAGCCUUCAUCUUCAUUGAUGAGUCACACAUCACCCAAGCCUUCACCUGGCUCUCCCAGCAGCAGAAGGACAAUGGCUGCUUCCAGAACUCUGGGUCACUCUUCCACAAGGAGUUGAAGGGGGGAGUAGAUGAUGAAAUGACCCUCUCUGCCUACAUAACCAUAGCCCUUCUGGAAAGUUCACUUCCAGCCACGCAUCCUGUCGUCUCCAAAGCCCUGAGCUGCCUGGAGUCAUCGUGGAAGACCAUAGAGCAAGGAGGAAAUGGCAGCUUUGUGUACACCAAAGCAUUGAUGGCCUAUGCUUUUGCCCUGGCGGGGAACCAGGAUAAGAGAAAUGAAAUCCUGAAGUCACUUGAUAAGGAAGCUAUAAAAGAAGACAACUCUACCCAUUGGGAAAGACCUCAGAAACCAAGGAAGUCCGAGGACACUUUGUACAAACCCCAGGCUGCCUCUGCUGAAGUAGAAAUGAGUGCCUAUGUUGUCCUGGCUCGACUCACUGCCCAGCCAGCCCCAGCCCCUGAGGACCUGACUUUGUCAAUGAGCACCAUCAAGUGGCUAACAAAGCAGCAGAAUUCCCAUGGUGGCUUCUCCUCCACACAGGACACUGUGGUGGCCCUUGAUGCUCUGUCCAAAUAUGGAGCAGUUACUUUUUCCAGAAGCCAGAAAUCUUCUUUGGUGACCAUCCAGUCUUCAGGGUCAUUUUCCCAAAAGUUCCAAGUAGAGAACAAUAAUCGCCUGUUACUGCAGCAGGUCCCAUUACCAGACAUUCCUGGGGACUAUACCAUCAGUGUGUCAGGUGAAGGAUGUGUGUAUGCUCAGACUGCACUGAGAUACAACAUGCAAUUGAAGAAACAGGAGGCUGCAUUUGCUCUACGGGUACAGACAACACCUCUAACUUGUAAUAAUCCCAAAGGCCACAACAGCUUCCAGAUCUCACUAGAAAUCAGUUACACAGGGAGCCGUCCAGCCUCCAACAUGGUAAUUGCUGAUGUGAAGAUGGUAUCUGGUUUCAUCCCAUUGAAACCAACAGUGAAAAAGCUUGAAAAAUUAGAGCACUUGAGCAGAACAGAAGUGAGCAACAACAACGUCUUAUUAUAUCUGGAUCAGGUGACCAAUCAGACACUGGCCUUCUCCUUCAUCAUUCAACAAGACAUCCCAGUAAGGAACCUGCAGCCAGCCAUUGUGAAAGUCUAUGACUACUAUGAGACAGAUGAAGUGGCUUUGGCUGAAUACAGCAGCCCCUGCAGCUCAGGUGAGCACCUAGCAUCCCUACCACAAGCCUUCCUCUGACCUUCUUCCCCUCAAAACUAUCUUGAAUGUGGGUUGGUGAGCCAAGAGAGACAGCCAGGCACGUGGUUGAAUGAGGUUUCAACCCCAGAGAACCCCUGUGAUGGAAGGUGUUCAGCUUUAUUCCUGGGCUCCUGGCUUUCUCAGCUUCAGCCCUUCACAGCCCCUAUCACAGAGAGGUCUAUGGCCAUCGAUCACAUAGGAAUAGUGCCCCAGGCUCUCGCACAUAUAGAUAAGGCUUCCCAAGCUCUCUGACCAAGCCAGUAGGGGUUACCUGCUGCCAAACCUUAACCCAUCCAAACUGUAUAUAUUUAGCCUAUCUCAAAAGUAAAGUGUGUGCGAGAAUCA